AUGGACAUUGAUUGGACGGCGAACACGCUGCCCGGAGAUGCAGGCACGUAUGUCCCGUACGACGAACAAGAAGUCGGUGCCUUGGCGGCAGAUCUGCUUGCGCAUCUUGAGCGCGACUCCGAUGACGCGACCGAUGAGCUGCCAGAUCUCGUGCAGGAUUCGGAUGAUGAGGAGGACGAAAGGGACGAGCCGGACGAAGGCGAGGACGAGGACGAGGACGAGGACGAGGACAAUGAGGGGGAGGAGGACAAUGAGGACGAAGGUGUCGCCCAUUCCGCCGAUAGUGACUCCACGCCUUCAACCGGGCGGCGACAUCGGCGCGUCUUCGACGACACCAACAAUCCGUGGUAUCCCUGGCCAGACAAGGAGACGUGCAUUGUUGAUGUCCUUCGACACGUCCCGCGGUGCGCGUUUUCGACGAAGCAGAACCAAGUCAUACACUGGGCCAUGUCCGUCCUGGGAAUUCACGACGUGCCUACCGAGCGGACAAUGAAGGAUGUCGACAAGAAACUACAGUCAAUCUGCGGUGUUCAAAGUCUCCGCUUUGUUAGUGCGUUCUCGAAUAUAUACUACACCAAUGACAUUGCGGCUUUGAUAGCUCAGGAAAUGGCGAAUCCUCGGGUCCGCCGUCACCUCCACUUCUUGCCCGAGAAGACGAGUGGCAGUAUCUCCGAAGCGUGGCAGGCUGCGCGAUGGCUCGAUGAGCUCGACCCCGCCUUCCUAACGCAGUGCAUACGCAAGAAGGACGACAAGACACAGGACUUCUUUGUGUUCGAGCCAGCGCUUCUCAAGAACAGGCUCGCUUUCAUGCCCACUCGCUGGUUUAUCGAAGGAAAAUCCACAUACGCCAAAGGGUGGUACAUGUCCCUAGAUCCGCAACGCCGUGGAUGGAUAGUAGAAGAGCAUACUCCAGUCGUCGUUUGUGAGGAUGAUCUGGACCUCUCGCUCCCGCUUUUCCAUGAGCGACAUGCGAUAUAUCAGGUCCCCUCACCGCAGAGUAUUAUAGACCCUCGAGCUGGCAAUAAGUGGAGGAAGCGCGCGAAGGGGCAUCGCGUCGUCUCGUUUCCCUUAUGGCUAUACUGCGACGAUACCUCGGGCAAUACAUCGAAGAAGUGGAACAAGCACAACUCGUUCCUAUUCACCGCCGCUGGCCUUCCGCGUCGUCUGGUUCAUCAAGAAUAUAACAUACAUUUUGUGUCCACCUCAAACAUCGCCUCACCUCUCGAAAUGGCCGAAGGCAUAGUCGCGCAGAUCAAGCAAGCUCAAGAGCACGGCGUGUGGGCAUGGGACGCGGAAGAGCGCGACUAUGUCCUUGUUAUUCCAUCUGUUUUCGCUCUGCUCGGGGACAACCCGAUGCAAAGCGAGCUAUGCUGUCAUAGCGGGCUUGCUGCCAACCAUUUCUGUCGUGUCUGCUGGGUGGAAGGCAGCGACAUGGACGAUGAUAGCAAUGUCAUCAAAGCCCCAGAUGGUGGGGACACCAAUCUCCCCUUGUCGCGCGAGGCCUCACCCGCACCGGAAUCAACGCUGGGCUCCACAUCGGGUGCAAAAACGCGCAAGACCGAGACACUCGAGGAGGCAUCAGCUCGAAUAGGAUGCUUUAUGUCGAUCAGCGAACGCAUUCGCACGAAGGCAGAGACACUUGGUGUCCUGAUGGAGCAGUUUGUGCAUGCGAAGAGGGUCGGCGGCAAAACUGCGAUGAACAACAGGCGUACAGAGACAGGCAUUAGGGACUCGUACCAAGCACGCUUUCUCGAGGCGCUUACGGACCUGACGACCAAGAAAUCUCGCACGAAAGUCCAGAAGACGGCUGACUACUUCUGGCGCGACAUUAUCAGUCGCCUGAAGGCACCGGAGAAGGAAAUAUUGAAAGCGCGGCUCAGUUCCUUCGAUACCAGCGCGCUGAACAUCCCUCCGCUCUCGGGCGAGACCCUCGUUAGCUAUGCCGGCUCUCUUGUGGGGCGUGACUUUCGAGCUAUCGCUCAAGUCGCCCCAUUUGUACUACAUGACCUCGGGGUUCAUGACGACAUCCUCCGCGUCUGGAUGGCUUUGAGUAAGGUCGUCCCCCUCGUUUGGCAGCCCGAGAUAGAGGACAUGACACUAUACCUGCCUCGACUAUCCCGCUCUAUCAGGUAUCUCCUCGACUGCACCUGUAGAUUCGACGCACAAUGGUUCAACAAACCGAAAUUCCAUAUGCUUGUGCAUCUCCCCGAGCAUAUCAGACGGUUCGGACCCGCUAUGCUCUUCGCAACAGAAGGGUUCGAGUCUUUCAAUGCCAUCAUCCGUGCACGCAGUAUUCACAGCAACCGGCAUGCACCGUCGCGCGACAUUGCGCGCUCUAUGGCCCAAAGUAAUCGCAUUCGCCAUCUUGUCAGCGGGGGCUUCUUCCGCAUCCCUCGGGACGUCAAUCCAUCUGGCGGACUCGCAUCGUCGGCAUCCCACACACUACUUUCGCCCUGGAUGGACUCAGUGAGCCCGAUCUUGCCAAAAACGCACUGGCGAGCCAUUGGGAAGCAGCCCCUCGACUUGAUCAAUAGCCAGUCGUUCACAAAGAAGUUCCUUGGAAUAAUCAACGAGGACGAAGGGACGAGCAUUGCAGGUGCGUUUGAGCGCUUGCAUAAGGAUCUCGGAAAGCCCAAGUGCUGGGAGCGUACGGAGAUGUUCAAGCAUGCGCACGAAGUUCAGGGACCGGUACCGACGUAUGCGAGAGCUCAGGCAGUGUACACGCCACAGAAAAUCGGCCUUCCAUCGGUCAAUUGUACGCGUGGAGACUGGGUUCUGAUAGCGCGGCGUGAUACAGACACUCCCCAACUAGCGCGUAUACGGGAAAUUGUUUAUCAACAUGGCAAGUCGCAUGUCAUCCUCGUCCAUGAUUACACCGUCGGCGGGGUACACCCCUACUACGAAAUGCCAACGGUUCACCCGAAGCCGUCACUUCGAGUGAUAUCUGGAGAGGAUAUCCGCUGCCCCGUCUCCGUCGUGCACAAUUGCAAGGAUAAUCAAUGUCCUCUAUCUUCCACGCACAUUGUUCGUCAAGAAUCCGAGCAUACGCAGCAACGUGCUAGGCGUGUCGUGCACCACAACAUAGAUGAUCUCAUCCUCAACACGGGUCAGAUGCGGAGUUCCAAAGUGGUGGGGAAGCUUGCGGCCCCUGCCCCGUCACUGGAUCGGCAGUCGAUUGUCGUCGCCGCGGCUACCAAGCUUCUGGAAAAGAAGAAGCGCAAGAAAGCGCUGCCACCUCGAGAGCCACCCGUAGUGCCACAGUCCCAGGAGAGGAUACCGCCUACCAAUCCUAUCUCAACGACACGCUCCACGCAGUCUGAUUCACGAGAUUCCAACCUCGUCUCAGAGCAAUCUCUGCCCGAAGCCACAACGCCGUCGGUACAUCGCUGCCGUGAGCUACUACAUCUUCAAUCAUAUCUGCCUGAAUCGCUUCUGAUGGACAUAUCUUAG
This is a messenger RNA of Schizophyllum commune H4-8, 3450 nucleotides long. RefSeq lists its product as uncharacterized. The coding region runs from base 1 to 3450 and encodes 1149 amino acids. NCBI's taxonomy places the organism in Eukaryota, Fungi, Basidiomycota, Agaricomycetes, Agaricales, Schizophyllaceae. The record is from RefSeq and is a predicted model, not a curated record. The transcript is spliced from 11 exons.